CCAGAGGCAGGCACUGGCAGAACAAAAGUUUAAGGGUCCUGUGAGUGGCUUUCUCGGUGGCGGGACUCUGCCUGCCCCAUCAACGUUCUUCCAGAAUCACGCUCCAUGCGCGCAUCAUCAAUGCAACGCCGUCAUUGAUCGCAUCGCAACCCGUCGCGCUGGGCUGCUGUCUCUUUCCCAACAAGCCCGGCUUAGUUAUCAACACCACGGCUGCUGCCCGUCGGCACGUGGCGGUCUCGGCUAGGCUGACUGCGAACGAGGCCCGGCCAGCUCUUGGGCUCUGACGUAGGCCACUCGAGAGCCAGUGCAUCUCGUACAUGUAAGCACGCCCUGCUCUGAUUUCUCCGCCUCGGUCUGGCCCCAGCGCGCGCGUAACCAGCGAGGCCGCUUCUUUUGCUCCAGCCUCAAAACCCAACCACACCCCCUCGCUCGGCGCCAACCUUGGCCAAACCGUACCAUCUCCUGGGCCCGACGCCCGACCCGUUGUUACCGCCUCGGGGGCCUCUGGGUGCCCGGCAAAGUCACGAUUCACCAGACUCACUGGCGCAGAGCUUACUCUGACUUUCCGCAGCGUGCCAACGGGGUCUUCCCAUGGGGAAUCAAAAGCUAAAAGCCAGCCCAGCUCACCACAUCAGAUCCAACGGAGAAACAUUGACGAAGGUGUAGAAAUACGCGCCCCCGGCCACUCGUUUCCUCGACCAGGGCCCAUCCAAUCCUUCACCGCUAUUCAUUUCUCGUCCUAGCAUCGAGGCAUAGCAAUCCGAUCUCCUGCUUUACAGAUUGGUUUCCAUCGCAAGCAAGCCGAUACAGCCGACUCUUAUCCGCCAUCGACCUUGUUUCAAACAUCUGCUCGGCGCUAAGUCAAAGCCGCCAGGGUGUUCUAGCUUGGGAAAGAAACACGCUUGGCAUCACCGGCGUCGCCACUCGUGCACACCGGCGCUCCUCACGGCUCGCGCGCCCUAGCUGUGCAAGAUAGCACUAGGAGCCCCGCAAGAACAAAGCACCAACAUCAACAACCAAAGUCGCUGCUGCGGCAACACAUAACAGCCAUGACCUUCCGCCAGUUCCACAUGCCGGGUGGUUAUCAGUUCGACAGCCCCCAGCAGUCGGGUCCUGCUCUGAGCGCUGGCAUAUUUCGCACCCCAGCAUCACCCUCUGCAUCGAGCAGCUCCGUCUUCAACCUCGCAAAGUCGAGCGGCAGCCUCUGCUCGGAUGCUCCCAACGCCCACAACGGUGCCGGAGCCAAGCGCAAGCGAAAUAUCAAUCUCGCGGCCAGACAGGCUCGCGCCCCGACUCCGCUGCAGGAGUGGGGAAGCCUGAGCAUCGAUACCUCCUCUGAUCGUGCUGGUCCUACUGGCUUCUUCGACUACGCCAGCCCAAAGGUCGGAACCAGCGAUGCCGAGGCCAAGGGCCACAUCUAUACCCUCGCGGGUCAGAUAGAGACGCCUGGAGCAGACAACAACGGAGGCGACCACAACUGCCUUGAGGACAGUGUCUACUCCGACGUCGACUAUCGCAGGGGCAUGGGCUCAAAGAGAACUCGUGGUGACCUCGAAGACCCUCUAUCACACAACUCGAACGCUCACUCAUCACUCUCGCGAUCCCACAACAUGGGUGCGACCGAUUUCACCUUCUCACUACCCCCUAACGGAGGCUCCGGAUGGGGUGCCUUCGCCUUCGGCGCUCUCGGGGGCGUCGUUGGUAGGGUAUGGCAAUUCUGCAAAGCCGGCGCUUUCCGCGGCUUCUCUGCUGGUGGAGGUUCCCGCUACUCUGUCGAUGACCAUCAUGGACACGGCUUUGUCAGGCAGAGCCCUGUCUCAUCCCCAACCUAUGAUAAGGAAGAGGCCGAGGACUUGGACUCGCUGCGUCAAGAUGCCGGGACGCCCGACUCGCUCCCGCGACACGCAGUUAAGAGGAGACAGACGGAGAAGGGACCCGAUGAUCUCAACAACUGGAUCGUCGUCUCGGACCGCAGCCCUACCCCUACCAACCUGGCGUCUCGCCGGCAGACGAUGUACGAGGAGAAGCGACAACUAUCAAAGCCAGCCAGCCGGGCCACGAGCCGCGCAAGCAGCCGACUCUCGCACGGCCACAGGUCUAGCGUCACAGCCUCGCGUCGCAGCAUGCAUGGCAGCGUCUGCUCGUCUGCUACCACCCUGAGCAUGAACGGAAGGCCCUCGUCGCGCAUCUCUCAGGCCGGACGUGAGCCUGCCAGCUUUGCCACACCGCGCUCGCCCAUGUCGACCACGUCGUUCAUCCCCGUUCUGAACGCAUCUCCUAGCCGCAUCCCGGUUCCUACGUCUCGUCUUGGAGCCAACCCCUUUGCCGCUCCUCCUGCCGUGGAUAGCACCAUCACUGAGCAGUCGCCAACCACCCCUGCCACCCCAUCUCGCACCAGCAACGGCUUCGCCACUGUCGGUGCCAGCGCCACGAACUUCCCAGCCAGCGGCUCGGUCCACGGCAACGGCUACCGUCGCGGACGACCCAGCUCCACAUCGCCGCGCCGCAAGACAUCGGUCACGACGGUGCCGCACAUCUCUACCGUCUUCGGUGCGGGUGCCGUGGACGACAGCACAGUGGCGGCGGCCGACAGCCCGCGUCUGGAUCCCGAGGCACGCAAGAUUGCGGCCAAGCGGGCGGCUGAGGAGCGCGAGGCGGACGCACGCAUGGAGGCGCUCAACGCGCAGCUGCGGCAGAUGAUCCGCCAGGGCCGUGAGGCUCUGGGCACCCGGGUCACUGUGGAGGACGAUGAGAUGGAGACUACCGCGCCCAGCGCGUGGAUUGAUGCCGAGGAUUAGAGUGCCUUGAUUGUUUUCUCUACCCUGCUCCUCCAUGCCCAAAAGCAUAUGACUCUGACGACUAGCACUCUUCCACAACAAUUAUCUUCCCUAAUCUCGCACAUUUUUCUCUCGCUCCCCUACCUCUCUUCCUUUUCCCAAUCACCCAGUAGCCUAUGUCGGCUACAUGCAAGCACUCCCGUCCAGGAUGGAAACGAUCAAACAAACCCUGUGAUACCCACAUUGUACAUAUAAUUUCCUGUAACGAUCAAGUCAGCAUGAGAAGAUGAUACCUGCCAGCUCGGCACAUGGCACAUAGUUAAAACCUUUGUAUACGCUAUUCAUGAAUUAAAUUCCCGCAUGGCUCCUUACAACUUGCGCGCAAGAAGUCCCUGUUUGCCGA
Gaeumannomyces tritici R3-111a-1 is the source of this 3180-nucleotide messenger RNA. RefSeq lists its product as hypothetical. The record is from RefSeq and is a predicted model, not a curated record. Bases 1050 to 2798 code for a protein of 582 amino acids. The transcript has a single exon. NCBI's taxonomy places the organism in Eukaryota, Fungi, Ascomycota, Sordariomycetes, Magnaporthales, Magnaporthaceae.